This is a messenger RNA of Dicrocoelium dendriticum, 729 nucleotides long. NCBI's taxonomy places the organism in Eukaryota, Metazoa, Platyhelminthes, Trematoda, Plagiorchiida, Dicrocoeliidae. The record is from the annotation of a GenBank genome assembly.
AUGGAUCUAAUAUUCCACGAAAAUAUACCAUGGGACGUGAUCACUGAUCAGCUCCCAGGUUGUCAGUGUGAUACCGUGUGUUCCCAAGCGUGCCCCUGCAUUGCAAACUCUGGCGCAACCUACACGAAGGACGGUCGUCUACUUUGUUACGAUGGGCCACUGUUUGAAUGUAACUCGGUUUGCACAUGCAGCGGGGCUUGUUCCCACCGUCUGGUCCAACACUCACUUUCCAGUAACAUUGUACCGGUCUACUCCGUUGCGGAACGGCCAAUCGUGGGUCAGUGUCUGAUUGCCGCACGAGAUCUGGAUGUUGGCGAAUUCAUUUGCGUUUACUUCGGUGAAGUCAUCCCUUAUGAAGAGGCUUGUCGACGGGAAGAACAGCAGCUGGAAACAUUUGGAAGAAAUUACAUUCUGAUUAUGCAGAUAUUUGCUGGGGAAACGUUGGCUUCUCGGACUUGCAUCGAUGGUGACGUCGAAGGGCCGGAUAGUACCAAGCCCGUUGGCCGUUUAGUCAACCAUUCUUGUGAACCAAACUUGAAAGUUGUCCCUGUUCAUGUGGACAGUGCCAUUCCUUACGCAGCCAUGUUUACCACCAAGAAUAUUGCAGUAGGAGCCGAAUUGACAUAUGACUACGCCGAUUGCGUUCCAGGGGACAAGCGGCAGUUUUCCAGUGUGCGAUGCCUAUGUGGAUCGAAACGCUGCCAUGGUUAUCUACCGAGCGUUCAAUAG